AACACCAAAAUACAACGACCACGCUGCGAACCCGCGAGAGCAUCGCUCCAUCCCAUCCCAAGCUCCAUCGACAGCUGCUGCUCCCACACCACCACGAUCAUGCCCGCAGCGACGGCGUCCGGGUCUGAUGCGAAGCCCAACGGGGCCGCGAAAUCGCGGGACCACAACCAGGGAAAUCAGGAUAGGAGCUACACGCCGGAGCAGAAAAGCGAGGUCUUAAGGAUACGGCGGUGCCAGCCGACGGCCUUCUACGAUAUCUUGAACCUGGAAGCGGUCAAGACGACGGUGACGGAUACGGAGAUCAAGAAGGCGUACCGGAAGAUCAGUCUGUUGACGCACCCGGAUAAGAAUGGGCACGAGCAUGCGGACGAGGCGUUCAAGAUGGUCAGCCGCGCGUUUGGCAUCCUGGGGGAUAAGGAGAAGCGGUCGAAGUAUGAUCGCUUUGGGGGGGAUCCGGAUAGUAGGUUUGGCGGUGGUGCGCCGCAGUCCAGUCCGUUUUCUGGGUUUGCGGGACGGCCUGCGAGUUCGAGGGCUGCGGGAGGUGGUGGAGGGUCGAUGUGGGAGGAGGAAAUUAGUCCAGAGGAGAUGUUUAAUAGAUUCUUUGGUGGGGGUGGGUUUGGAGGAUUUGGUGGUGGUGGAGGACUCUUUGAUAACGGACAGCAAUUCGUGUUCAAUAUGGGAGGAGGUCCCGGUAUCAGGGUACAUCAAUUUGGUGGUGGGAGACCUCGACGAAGGCCGAGAGAUCCCAAUGCGCCUCCAGAACCGCCUGCGUCCCUCCAGACAACACUUAUGGGACUACUACCGCUAUUGUUCAUCCUGAUUCUGCCUAUACUGUCUUCACUCUUUUCUGGUUCCAGCUCAUCGACCCCGGGACCAUCGAUGCGAUUCGAUUCCGCGGUGCCACCACACACACUCCAUCGCCUUACUACCAGGAUGAAAGUGGACUAUUUCGUAAAUCCGGUUGAUGUGGAACAUUAUACGCCUUCGCAGCUUUCGAGACUAGAUCAGAGAGCAGAGGCAGCUUACGUUUCGAGACUUAACGUGGAAUGUCAAGAAGAGGAGCUCGCACGACAGGAUUUAGUAAACCAAGCUCAGGGGUGGUUCUAUCAGGAUCCUGAAAAGAUGCGAUUAGCAAGAGAGCUGCCCAUGAAGAGCUGCAGGAGGUUAGAUAGCAUGGGCGUGGGCCGUGGUGGUUACUAGAGACACGAUCGUUCAAUUCUCUGUACAAGUUGGGGACUCUCAUUGGGGCAGGGCAGCAUGGCGUUCGGGACACUGCAGCAUUCUUGGGCGAAGGGGCAUGCCUCUGGAUUUUUCAUGGUACCCAAUAAUAGAUAAAGCAUUCAUCUCAGGGUCGAGUUUGACUCGGAAGCGAUCAUUCUUCGGGUACACAUCGUCCUUUUGAGGUUGUGAAAAUGUUAGAGGA
This is a messenger RNA of Mollisia scopiformis, 1423 nucleotides long. RefSeq names its product DUF1977-domain-containing protein. Gene Ontology annotation, biological process: cellular response to misfolded protein. Gene Ontology annotation, molecular function: Hsp70 protein binding. The record is from RefSeq and is a predicted model, not a curated record. The transcript is spliced from 3 exons. NCBI's taxonomy places the organism in Eukaryota, Fungi, Ascomycota, Leotiomycetes, Helotiales, Mollisiaceae. The coding region runs from base 100 to 1200 and encodes 366 amino acids. Gene Ontology annotation, cellular component: endoplasmic reticulum membrane.